AUGAGCGCCUUUUGCAUAUUUGGUUUAUUUUUAAAAACUUUUCAUCAAAACAAAACAACACGUCUUGCAUUUCAUUCUUUAGAACAACAAAUAUUAAAAUUGGCUUAAAUUUGCUUGAAAUUCCACAAUCAAUCAAAUUGUCGAGCGAAAAUCGAGAGACGAUAGACCGCAAAGAGUUUCCCGCCCAAAUGAGCGGCGUCUGAGAUUGUUCUUAUAAAAACAAAACAAUUGCGAAAUGCCCAUAGCGUCUUUUAAGUGCGUACGCGAAGUGAGCAGCGAAGAUGCGGUCCAUGUGGCCGAGAAUCUGCUGAAGGAGAGUGCCGGCAAAAAGUGGCGCACCAAAUCCGGCAACGAGAAGUCCGCCUAUGUGAUCCUGGAGUUCCAGGAGCCUCAGCAAAUCACAGGCAUCGACAUAGGCAACGAGCAUUCCGCUUUCAUCGAAGUUCUGGUCAGUCGCACCGGCUGCCAGGCGGACGAUUUCCGUGAGCUCCUCCUGUCCAGCUCGUUCAUGACUCCCAUUGAGAGCAAGAACUCGAGUAACCAAAAUCGCGUACGGUGCUUCAGUAGCCCCUCACUGGACCAGACAGCCCUGCCCGAGAAGUGGAAGCUGCUGAAGAUUGUGUGCACGCAGCCCUUCAAUCGGCAUGUCCAAUAUGGCAUAUCCUUUGUCAAGGUGCAUGUGGUGGCGGCUCCGACUCCAACUGCAGCUCCUGCCAAGGUCAAGAGUUUACUGCCCGAAAGGAUGAUGCAGUUUGGGGCUUUUAAGCUGCGCGAAGAAUCCCCAGACUCUGAGAACGACAGCCAGUUGACCAGGUUUCAGAGCUGGAAGAAGGAGUCGCAUCUGAAACAGCAGUCGCAGUCAGCACCUGCAACCACAGCGGCGGCCAUUAGGGAUGCCGGAUCCACGGCCCUGAAAAGACUCAGCCUGGGCAAGGUCUCCGCCAGCUUGCCCAAACCCUCGUCCAGCCCAUCGCCCGUUCCAAUUAAGGAUGGUGAAGCUAGCGACGUCAAGCCCUUGGAUCGUAAUAGAGCUUCAUUGCUGUUUGGUGAGGAUGACGAUGAUGCCUCCAACGUCGAAGAUGCCGAUGAGCAGAGUGCCAAAAAGCGACGACUAAGCAAGCAUUUGGAAGCAGAUAAGGAUCGCAGGCGACAGGAGCAGGAGCGGCAGCAAAAGGAGAAGGAGUGCAAAAAGGACAAGUCCAAGUCCAGACAUUCCCUGGACAAAUCUAAAUCAAAAGAUAACAAAUCCUCAGGCAAAGAGGAGGAGAAGCCGGACAGGAAGGAUAUGGAGAAAGGGAAAGAGAAAGAGAAGAAAGAGAGCAAGCCAGGAGCCAAGAGAGAGGAUAAGCAUGAGAGCCGGUCCAAGCACAGAGAAAACUCUAAGACCAGGGACAAUUCUCGGCCAUCGGCCCAAAAGCGUCUCUCCUCCUCGCCUACAAACACGCCAGCCAAAAAGCCCCGAAUUAAGGAUAAGGAUACGGAUCCCAUUAUCCAUUAUCGUCCUUUUAAUCAACUGCUCAGCGGCGUGGUUCUGGUGAUCAGCGGCAUACAGAAUCCCGAUCGUGCCGAUUUGCGUUCAAAGGCCACCGCUCUGGGGGCCAAAUACAAAGCGGACUGGGAGCCAGGAUGCACUCAUUUGAUUUGCGCCUUUAAAAACACUCCCAAAUACAAUCAGGUGAAGGGGAAGGGCAAGAUUGUCACACGAAGCUGGAUCGAGAAAUGCUAUAAUCUGCGAAAGUAUCUACCUUGGCGGCGCUACGCUUUGGACACCAACGAUCUGGGCCAGCCAGAAAGUGACGAGGAGCUGUGCGAUGAGGCCAGAAAGCCGAGCUCGCGUAGAGAGUCCAACGAGGAGGAGGAUGAUGAAACCAUCAAGGUGACUAACACCUAUGAUGCAGAUCCCAAGGAUAAGAAAAAGCUAAUUCAGAGUCAAGAAGAGGCAUCCUCAGGCAUCGACACGGAAGAUGAACUGCAGCGUGUGGCCGAUGAAAACCGUAAGAAAAAGGCCAAGCACAAGACUCUAAUUAAAGCGAAAUCCGAAGAGGAUAUAUACGAUGUCAGCACCGAGGAAGAGGAUUUUCUAGUGGAGAAAAAGAAACAGAUAAUUGUUGUCGAUUAAGUGUCAUAUUAUUUAAGGUACUUCCUUGGGUUUUUAAAGGUUUUUGAAAUAUGCCACAUAUUUAAUAAUUAAUUGUUUUUUUUUCUGUCCCUGUUAUUUUCGAGUCUUUCGAAUGCUGGCAAAUCCGUAGUGACAAUGUUUACAAAUAAAAUAAGAUGAUGAAUACGAAAA
Drosophila kikkawai is the source of this 2290-nucleotide messenger RNA. RefSeq names its product DNA repair protein XRCC1 (gene XRCC1). The record is from RefSeq and is a predicted model, not a curated record. Gene Ontology annotation, biological process: base-excision repair; double-strand break repair via nonhomologous end joining; single strand break repair. NCBI's taxonomy places the organism in Eukaryota, Metazoa, Arthropoda, Insecta, Diptera, Drosophilidae. Gene Ontology annotation, molecular function: damaged DNA binding. Gene Ontology annotation, cellular component: nucleus.